This is a messenger RNA of Hyla sarda, 4115 nucleotides long. RefSeq lists its product as uncharacterized. NCBI's taxonomy places the organism in Eukaryota, Metazoa, Chordata, Amphibia, Anura, Hylidae. The transcript is spliced from 2 exons. The record is from RefSeq and is a predicted model, not a curated record. Bases 191 to 3745 code for a protein of 1184 amino acids.
UGCGCACUGCUACACUCUUAGCGCUACCUACGGUAGCCCUACUCUGACAGCGUAGUGCUGCGCAUGCGCUCUAAGUUUUCUACGGAUUGAGGUAAUUUACCUCAGCUGCGCCGUCGGCGGCUGAUGACGUCAGAGAAGCUGAAGUGGUUAUGAGAAGUGUAGGCGGCGCAGUGUGCUGAGGCAUCUCAUCAUGCCAUCCUGUGUUGUUCGUGGUUGCGUUUGUACAUGGAAGAAGCGUGAUCCUUCUAUAAUUCUUCAUUGUUUUCCAAAAGAACCUGAAAGAAUUAAAGUUUGGCUGCAGCAGACAGGACAAUAUGACACAGACAUUGACAAAAUGGUUGAAAAAGUUUAUUUAGGAAAAGUAUACGACUCAUAUAGAAUGUGUUCCUUACAUUUUACACAUGACAAUUACCACUAUGAUGGUUAUCGGAGAAUUUUAAAAAAGGAUGCCGUUCCCACUAUAUUUAUUAAAAAAUCACCAGCUAGAGAACCAUCAAACUCUUUACUAUCCGAGUCAGGACCACCAAGCUCUUCUAGUGAGCAACAUAUUCAUUCUUCUGCACCUGCUGAGGACCAAAAGCUAUCUGGUUUUGUUAAAGUACAAGAAUAUCUGGCUGAGGUUCCAGAUGUUCAUUCAUAUUCAAAGGUAUCACAAACCACUAUUCAGCAAGUGACUUUAGUUCCUGUGGUUCCUCAGCAUGUUUUUUUUGAAGCAGGCACUAUUAGCCAUAAAUCUAAUUCAAUAGUAACCUUUCAAUCAGUUGUACCCACUACGUCUGAGGCCACACAAAAUCAUUCUGCCUUGUCUGAUGUAAGUCAGCAGUCAUCUGCACUGAGACCUUCUACCUCAUCCAUUCUGAAAGUACCGUCAUCACCAUCGUGUGUUCAGCAAAAUACAUCUACAAUUUCGCAAAUCGCAGCAUCAUCUGAUAAUGAGCAACUGGAACAGGUAACACCUGCCAACCUGCAGCAAAUAUCUUCAGCCCCUAUCACAUUUCUGCAAAAAUCUUACACUGGUGUUGCUAAAAAUUCCAGCUUGCCUUUGGCUAUACAACUCAGGCCAGACACUACAUCUUUAAGCACCAAAAUGCCACCUUCCACCACAUCUUCGUGUCCGAUAAUAUCCUCAACCCCAGCACCAAGUCCUAUAAUCUCUACCUCUCCGAUUGAUAAGUCUUCCUACAACACUAUGACAACUCCACCAAGCAGUAUUGCUUUAGCCAUUGUUCGUGAAACAAAGCCAUACUCAACAAAAGUUUUUCCAGUUUCUGAAAAUGUGUGCUCUGUGACACAGAUGCCACCAACCACAUCUAGCUCAGCACAAAAACCACCCCCAAUGUCUGUUGUCCACUUUCCUUUUAAAACACCUACUUCACAAACAGUAAUUCCUGAUUGUCUGCCACCAUCAAAGAAAAGAAAGUUGGAGGAAAUGGCUUAUUUGGAACCCAGUGCGGCAUCCUCUUCUGGUCCAAGUGUUUCUCAUAGCUAUUCUGUGAGCCAAACAUCUGUUAACACAGGUAAACUUUAUUUUGUUGCAAACAGCACACCAUUAGGCCAACCAUCUUGUCUGAAGCCUUUGAUGGUUGACAAAGGUGUCAAUACUGAUUUCUUUACAAAUAAAAAAAGUUGUUGUGUUUCCACUGACCACUGGCAUUUGAGAAGAAAUGCACACACACAAACUAAAAUUAAUACUAAGCAUCGCAAAAUUAUGUGCACCUUAAUAGUUCCAAGCAACCCAAUCUAUGACUCAAAUUCAAACAUAUCGGAUGUCAGCCCAGAAGACAUCAAAUUUAAUGUCCCCAGUCCUCCCAGAAGAAGUGAUAAUGACAAUGAUUUGUGUGAAGAUUUGGAAACUGUUAAUUUAAAUCUUGUUAAAGUUGAAAUCUUAUCAGAUUCUGAAAUGGAUGCAUCUCUAGCUACUGAUUCAGAUGUAAAACAAGCAUUCUAUAUAAAAGGAGAAAAUGUCUCAUCUGCGGGGCAAGCAAUUCCCUUAAAAAGUACCUCUCCAAUACCAGAUCUUUACAUCAGUUCAAUGAAAGUAGAACCUAAUGUUAAAACAGAAGACGAUCAAUUUUCAACUUCUAGUUUUUCACAAGAUAUCUCUCAACUCGUAUCCCAAAAUCCCAAAAUUGAAAGGAUUUUACCUAUUACAUGUGAACAAUUUGCCCAAUUUUACAGAAAUCAAGCACCAUUGGAAACAUCUUCCAUACAGACUGAUGAUGAACCAGAGGACUCAAAUGUUUCCUCGUUCUAUAUCAAUGAACUAAGUGAGGAUGAGGAUGAAUCAUUUUUAGUUCCAAGUGAUGCAGAAGAGGAAGAUGAUGUAAAAUAUGUCUUCGAAGACUUGGAUUCACCAGUGGAAAAUCUUGUUGAAGAAGAAAAGUAUAUUGUGUUUGAAUCCUGUCUUAAGAAACUGAUAAUGAUGAUACCGUGUAGAUCAGAAACAAAAUGUAUGUCACCACUCACUCAAUACAGAAAGGAAACUGUUGGAUCAUAUUUGUCAGUAGAAGCUCGGUGCAGUUCUGGUCAUACAAGUUUACUGUGGGAAAGCCAGCCAAGACAUGGAUAUGAACCCUUGGGAAAUGUUCUGUUAUCUGCCGCAGUGCUUUUCAGUGGUUCCAGUUUUGUAAAAUCCCAACAUAUGUUUAAAUUACUUAAUUUGAAAUCAGUAGACAAAACUACCUAUUCUAGAAAUCAGUCUAUGUACCUGUUUCCAACCAUCAGUCAUCAUUGGAAGGAGGAACAAAAAGCAGUCAUACAAAGUGUCCUGGAAAGGCCACUUAGCUUGGCAGGAGAUCAACAACUAGACAAUCCUGGAUUUUCUGCCAAUUAUUCUACAUACUCUUUGAUAGAUGUGGGCAGCAAAAAAAUUUGUUCAAUUUCAGUGGAGCCGGUGACUCCACAAGUGACAUUAGAAGGCCUAGAAAAUAUAGGAUUCCAAAAGUCUAUGGGAGAACUCCAAACUAUGAAUGCUGAUGUGAAGAUGAUUGUUACUGGCAGGAGUAUUGCUAUUCAAGAAAUGCUAAAGGACAGUUAUCCAGGUAUUAUACAUCAAAUAGAUCUAUGGCACCUAUCCAGAUCAAUUGGUAAUGAAGUGUUAAUGGCAGCAAAACAUAAAGACUGUGAAAUCUUAUAUCAAUGGGUGGAGGCCAUCAGAAACCAUCUUUGGUGGAGCUUUAGUACAUGUUGUAAAAACCCUGAUUUGUUAAUCCAAAAAUGGAAAUCCGUUAUUCAUCAUGUCACCAAUAUUCAUGAAUGGGAUGGUGAUGGUGAUUGUAGAGCAUGUCAUCAUCCACCUCUCCCAGAAGAAGUGGUUAACAAUACAAACUGGUUGGAAAAAGGUUCAGCCGCCCAUGAACAGCUCAAAAAUAUUGUAGAAAGUUCCAGUUUAUUAAAGGACUUAAAACAACUGUCCUUCCAUUGUCACACAGGAGAAUUAGAUAUAUACAACAGAACAUGCCUAAAAUAUCGUCCAAAAUCAUUACAUUUCUUCAAGGACUCUAUGGUUGCACGUACACAACUUGCAGCCCUUGACUAUAACAGAAAUGUCCUUACGGUGAAGGAAGUGGUGAGAAAUGCUUCAAAUCGAGAUGCGUUAGGUAGUAUGACACAGAGAUUGGAGGACUCCAAAGGUGAAAAGUCAUGGAUUAUGAAGGCGCUGUACAAACCAACUUGCCAAAAAUUUCUUUUUGACAUUAUGAAUCAUGUCAUAGCACUUGUCAAAGAGGAAAAAACAUUUCAGUGACCCUCCAGUUAUGGAAAAGUACCAAUUUUAGCAUACAAAUGUGAGAUGAUUUUAAAACCGUUCUUUGGGUGGUCAUUUAUAGACAUUUACUCCUAAAUUCUACUGACCAAAAAGUCCCAUCGCCACCCCGUUUAGAACAAAUGAGUCUGGGGAUGAGAGAAGUUCUUUUGAAGUACUUUUUUUUUUGUAAAUUGCUAUUUUUUUUAAUAAAUAGAGAUUGUGCCUCCGUGGUUUGCUUGGAGAGGCAGCUGAACUUUCACUGUUCAUUUCUGUUAUGGUUAAUAGAUGAUUAAUAUGGAAUUAGACCUUUCUUUUUGGAUUGGGAAGGGUCCUAUUGUGGUCAACAAAUAGUUCAUAUUUAAAGGGGUUA